Messenger RNA from Aegilops tauschii subsp. strangulata, 2325 nucleotides. Lineage: Eukaryota; Viridiplantae; Streptophyta; Magnoliopsida; Poales; Poaceae. The record is from RefSeq and is a predicted model, not a curated record.
AUGAUCGCAGCGAGCUCCGACCACCACGCCGGCGGAAAAGGAACAGGUUUUUUCAAUCAAUUCAUGGAUCCAGCAGAGGUGCUCAAUGUCAGGUUUCACUAUGGAGGGGAGUUCAUUCAUAUUGCGUCAACUCUCGAUUAUGUUGGGGGAGAUACUGCAAUGUCAGAGAUAGAGAGGGAUAAGUUGUCACUGCCAGAGCUCAGAGGAUUUUUAGGAGACCAUUUGACAGUUAAAGAGAGCAUGAAGCUAUAUUUUCUUAUGCCAGGGAGAGAGUUGGUUAAUGGACUAUUGUUUUUGUACACUGAUGAAGGUUGCAUGAAGAUGUCAGAGUACAUUACAGAUGGAGGGGUUGCUGAUGUUAAGGAAGAACCAGAUGCAGUUAUCACUGCAGAAGAAGAAGAAGACUUUUUUCAGACAAAUGUUCAGCAAGUAGAUGCAGUAGCAGAGUCAGACAUUUUGGAAAAUAUCUUAGUUCCUAAUGAGGGUGGUGUGGUUACUCAAGUGAUAACCAGCCCUGUGAAGAAAAACUUGAGAGUUGAUGAACUAUCCCAAGUUUCUCAAAUAAUGAAUCCUUCUCAGCCUUUUGUUGCUAGCCAAACUGUAGCUACAAUUCCAGAAGCUGCACAAGAUGGUUCAGACUCUGAAGAUUCUGAUGAUCCUGAUUAUGUGGCACAUACUGAUGACAGUGGAGAGGAACCAGAGGUAGUAGAGUUGAGGAAACAUGCCAGGAAAUUCAAGAAGAAGAUGAAAGCUUCAGAAAUUUGGUUCUCAAAGGAGUCAACAGGUCCAGUUCCUAUAGAGCUAAUUGCUAAUGUGGAAGAUGGCAUAUUUCCUUCAGAAGAAGCUGCACAGGACCUAGAGUUUGAGUCCUCUGAUGAGGAUUAUAGUUAUGAUGAAGAUGAAGAUGGUCAGAUGGUUAGGAGGAAGAGCAGCAAGAACCAAUUAGUCAAAGCACUGAAGAGGUAUGGGCUUGCUACUAAAAGGAGCAUAUCAUUUGUAAAAUCUGAGGAGCAGAGGUGUGCACAGAACAGGGAGAAUAAACUUGUUAGUGCCAAGGUGAUUGCAAAUAGGUAUGAACACAUUAUCCUAGCAAAUCCAAUGUGGAAAAUUGACAGCAUAAAAGCCACAGUGCUCAAAGAUAUGUUUGCAGAUGUGUCAGUUUCAAAAUGCAAGGCAGCAAAAAAAAUUGUACUUGAUAAACUCAUGUGUGGCAUGAAAAGUGAGUAUACAAAAGUGUUUGACUACCAACUAGAACUGCUCAGGAGCAACCCUGGCAGUACAGUGGCCAUUACACUAGAUCCAACUAACCUGCAGAAGAACAUUUUUCAGCAAUACUAUGUCUGUUUUGAUGCUAUGAAGAAAGGUUUUAAAGCAGGGUGCAGAAAAGUCAUUGGACUAGAUGGCUGCUUUUUCAAGGGAGCUUGUCAAGGUGAAUUGCUGGCUGCAAUUGCAAGGGAUGCCAAUAAUCAAAUGUACCCAGUGUCUUGGGCUGUGGUGGAGAAAGAGACAAAUGAUAGCUGGAAGUGGUUUAUUGCUCUGUUAAUCAAAGACUUGGAUAUUAAUGACCAAGGAGCAGGAUGGGUUUUCAUUUCUGAUCAGCAGAAGGCAGAGCACAGGAUGUGUGCCAGGCAUAUAUAUGCCAAUUGGAGAAAGAAAUACAAGGACCAUGAGUACCAAAAGAGAUUUUGGGCAAUUGCCAAAGCUGCAAACAAAGAGGAUUUUAACUACAACAAGGCAAGGCUUGCUCAGCUAACUCCUGAUGGUGCAAAGGAUAUCAUGAGGACAGAACCAGUUCAUUGGGCUAGGGCAUUUUUCCCUACAGGAGCUAACUGUGAAUCAGUAGACAAUAAUCUUUGUGAGUCAUUUAACAAUGCCAUUAUAGAAUCAAGGUUCUAUCCAAUAAUUUCACAGCAAGAGAUGAUAAGAAAGAAAAUGCUUGUUAGGGUGCAAGAGCAGAGAGCCAAUUCAGCAAAAUGGAAGGGCAAAAUUUGCUCAAAUAUUUUCAAGAAACUCCAGGUCAGCAUUAGAUUGACACAAUACAUUGAGGUGCUCUGGAAUGGCAAGGAGGGAUUUGAGGUGCAACACAUGAAGGGUAGAAAGAAGAACAAGCUCAGACCGAUGGGACAAAAUCUUCAGCUCCAAGAAGGUCUAAAGCUCCAAGAACUCAUGCUCCAGCAGCAACAACCAGUCAAGCUCAGUCUUCAAGAACUACAUCAACAAGUUUUCAUGUUGGCACAUCAGGUUCUCAAGCUGCAACAUCAAGUUUCAGAGCUCCUAGAGUGGCAACUAGCUCUAAUCCUUGGAGAGGCUCAGGGAGAGGCUUAG